Messenger RNA from Capsaspora owczarzaki ATCC 30864, 980 nucleotides. Its product is annotated as dicarbonyl/L-xylulose reductase. The coding region runs from base 86 to 823 and encodes 245 amino acids. The record is from RefSeq and is a predicted model, not a curated record. The transcript is spliced from 8 exons. NCBI's taxonomy places the organism in Eukaryota, Filasterea, Ministeriida, Capsasporidae. Gene Ontology annotation, biological process: glucose metabolic process; xylulose metabolic process. Gene Ontology annotation, molecular function: L-xylulose reductase (NADPH) activity; carbonyl reductase (NADPH) activity.
CACUGUUUUGUUCCAAUCAGUUGAAGUGGACAGUCACUUCUCGUCGCUAAAAAGAACGACCUUGUCAAAUUGGACUGAUUGGAGCAUGGCUACGUUUCACUUUGAGAACAAGCGUGCGCUGGUCACUGGUGCAGGCAAAGGAAUCGGUCGUGAUGUCGUGAUUGCGCUGGUGGCCGCUGGUGCGACUGUCACUGCCGUCAGUCGAACUGAGGCCGAUCUCACGUUGCUCAAGCAGCAGUUCCCUGCAAUCAGGACAGUCUGCGUUAACAUUGCUGAUGCUGCACAAGUUCAAGCCGCCCUCCAGAACGUUGGCCCUAUUGAUUUGUUGGUCAAUUGUGCCGGCGUGGCGAUGAAUGAGCCGUUCUUGUCGACUACACUCGAACGAUUUGACGCAACGCUCGACACCAAUGUUCGCGCCGCCUUUGUCGUGUCGCAGCUUGUGGCGCGCGGAAUGGUGGAGCGGAAGACUGGCGGGAGCAUUGUGAACGUCUCCAGCGUCGCAUCUACGUUGGCCUUGGUCGACCACACGUCGUACUGUGUAUCGAAAGGCGCUCUGGACCAAUUGACCCGCAUGAUGGCAUUGGAGCUUGGUCCGCACAAGAUUCGAACCAACAGCGUCAAUCCCACGGUUGUCAUGACUGAGAUGGGCCGCGCAAACUGGUCUGACCCUGCCAAGGCUGGCCCAGUUCUGGCACGCAUCCCUCUGGGAAAGUUCCCUGAGGUGCCGCACGUUGUCAACGCCAUCCUCUACUUCCUCAGUGAUGCCAGUGACAUGAUCAACGGCACUUUCCUUCCGAUUGAUGGCGGCUUGCUGAUUGACUGAGCUCCACGAUGACUUUGGAUGGCAUGUGCACUGUGCGCUUGUAGAUCGAAACAACUGGCAUCACGAGUGGAAGGAAGCAGGAAGGAAGCAACAAACUGAACGAAGCCCCAAAAAAAAAAACGAAAAAAAAAACGAAAAAAAAAAACGAAAAAAAAUG